UUUCCCCAACUUUGUGGUUUCCCUCGUUCGCGAAGUUAAGGGUUAUUUCCGACGCAACCCAGAAGCGGAGCUUCAGAGCUCCCUGGAGGCGGGAUGGUGGCUCGGGCCGCACUGCUCCUUCUCCUGGGGGCGGCGGGAGUGGGUCCAGCCCCCUCCCUAGGCUCGCGGGGGGACCGAGAGCCCGUCUACCGGGACUGCCUGGUUCACUGCGAGAGGCGCAACUGCUCUGAGGCCGGGCUGCGGCACUUCCGCUCCCGCCAGCCGCUCUACAUGAGCCUCACAGGAUGGACCUGCAGAGAUGAUUGCAAAUAUGAAUGUAUGUGGCUGACUGUGGGGCUUUACCUCCAGGAGGGAUAUAAAGUGCCUCAGUUUCAUGGAAAGUGGCCCUUUUCUCGUUUCCUGUUUUUUCAGGAGCCUGCUUCUGCCUUUGCUUCACUCCUUAAUGGUCUUGCCAAUUUGGUGAUGCUGAACAGAUAUAAAGCCACUGUCCCCCGUUCUUCUCCUAUGUAUCAUACAUGUAUUGCCUUUGCUUGGGUGUCUUUAAAUGCCUGGUUCUGGUCUAUGGUUUUUCAUACUCGAGAAACAAAUCUGACUGAGAAAAUGGACUAUUUCUGUGCAUCAGCAGUCAUCCUUUACUCUGUGUACUUGUGUUGUGUCAGAACUCUAGGCUUGAAACGUCCGGCUUUUGCCACUGCCUUUGGGGGUUUCCUGCUCCUUUUCCUGGCCUGCCAUGUUUCCUAUUUGACCCUUGUACGCUUUGAUUAUGGUUACAAUAUGGCUGCCAAUGUGGCAAUUGGCCUCCUCAAUCUCUUCUGGUGGCUAGGCUGGUGUAUGCGGAACCAGCAACGCCUGCCCUAUGUUUGGAAGUGUGUGGCAGUUGUCUUGCUUCUCCAAGCCUUGGCUCUCCUGGAACUCCUGGAUUUUCCACCCCUGUUUUGGGUCUUUGAUGCCCAUGCCAUCUGGCAUAUCAGUACCAUCCCUGUCAAUAUCCUUUUCUAUAGUUUCCUUGUUGAUGACAGCCUUUAUCUUCUGAAGGCCAACUCUGAUAUUCUUAAAAUAGACUAAAGCCUGUGGUGGAGGGUAACGUGGAAAAGGCCAUGGGCAGCCAUGUACAAAAGACACCUAUUGCUUUGAUUUCUAGCAUCUGAGGAGUAUGCUGUUCUAAGCCUACUUUGUUCUGAGAAUUGGUGACAGUUUGCUCUACUGCUUCUGUUUUUAUAUUUCAAAAGCAUCCCUAUCAGGAUUCUGUGGCCAUCGUGUAAUAACCUGGCUGCCUUUUCUUCUUGUAUCAAGACAUGCCUCUUGUCUCCCUGGGACUUGUUUUGGGAACCUUUCCUUUGCCUUCCCCAGUUCUUCCUACACUGCUCUGGAGAGAGCAGGGGAAGUUUUGUUCUACUCUGUUUCUUUUUCCUUUUUUAAAAAGGAGUUCUGUGGGUUUUGGCUGGUCCAAUAGAUUUUGUUGAAAGGACUUCGCAAGCUGCUUGGGAAAAUGGCGGCAGCAGGUCUGGCAAACCACAAUCCUUUUUUGUGCUGUUGUUGACUUGAAAUCUGAAUUGUUUCAGACAAGUGGUCCUAUAAUGCUGCUUCACUGAGAGGCUCCCCUUUUUCAGCAAGCCAUCAGGACAGGGUUUCUCAACCUUGGCAACUUGAAGAUGUGUGGACUUCAACUCCCAUGCUAGCUGGGGAAUUCUGGAAGUUGAAGUCCACACAUCUCAGGUCGUGAAGGUUGAGAAACUCUGCAUCAGGAGCUUAUUACUUCCUUGCCAGUCAUGAGAAAAGUAGAAAAUAGAUUCUAUACUGCAAUGACUUUUUAAAAAAUCAAUAAUAUGUGGUGCUGGGUUCAGCUGUCUUCUGUCUUCAAGCUUUGUGCACAUAUAUAUCCCAUCACAGUAAUCCUUAUUCCUUGUUGGCAUGGACUUUAUAUAUGUUCAGUCACAUCACUUCAUUAUGUAUUAUUGCUGUUGCUCCAAAAGCCCUGACAACAACAACAACAACAAAACCAGAUUUACUGCUGGACUAUCACUCAGAAUUAGCUUCCAACUGGAAGGGGAAAAUCUUUGGGAUUUACUUUAAAAAAACUGUCGGGAUUAAUUUGUGACAUUUUAAUGACACAAACUUUUCCUACCAAGCCGCCGAAGCUGUUUGAGAAAUUUCAAGAUGAACUGCAAGCCAGAUCUGGAGGGGAAAUAAAUAGCAUUUCUCCUCUUCUCCACAUCUGCUCCCUGUUUUUAAAAUAGCAAUACAGACACUAUAGAGUGGAGUGGGUUUUUUUAUGUACGUGUGAGAUAAGACUCAUCACAAAAUUCCAUUUCGGCCAGUGUUCUGUUUUUCCUGAAUCGCUUGCCACUCAGAAGGCCUGGAGAAGUUUCCUGUAUGAUCUUCUCUUUUUGGAGCUACUGUGGCUAUGAUCCAUUGCUGGACCAGUCAAGUCCCUCUGUAUUCAAAAGCAGACCAUUCUUGGAACUUAAAAUUCUUCUCUUUUGGUGUUGGAGCUGAAGGUGACAAAGUGCCUGGAUAUUUAUGCCAAGAAACGUUGAUUGUUUGCAGAGGCAGAUGACCUCAGGAUUUUGUUGCUCAUUAAAUUUUCUCAUCACGGAAGCCUUUCAGGGGCAUCAAGUUCAGCAACAUUUAACACUUAAAGAACUCGUUACAUGUGGACUGUGAACACUUGAGCAGUUUUCUGCCUCUGGGAAAACCAGAGAAAGUAACAGGAGGCCAAAGUGCUUUUUACUUGAAGAGUGCCAAAGGGUUCAGAAAUUACCCAUGACCAGAGAAGUAUCAAAAUAAAAAGCGUAAUGGAGCCAGACUGGCUCAUGUGGGUAUUUUAGCUCUAAUCAUCCACCAGGUGGCAGUGCUUGCCAAUUCAUCUGUGAUUUGAAAGGGGUGUUUUAAACAUGAGGUUUUGGUUCUAUGGUGUUAUUGUAAUGCAGUGAAUUUUAAACAGGGGAGCUGUUAAUUUAUUUAGAUUAUCAGGCUGCUGCACAAGAAAAUUGGCAGUAGCAGCUAGACUUGCCUGAACAACAGUUUGCUCAUCCUCAUCCCUUGUAAGACACAGUCAUGGGGAAUCCCAUCUACUCCGGGUUGCGCUGUUCGCCAUAACUUGAGGGAGAUGCUUUUGAGGGUGACCCCCAGUCUUGAGAAAUGCGCUUGGUAUCUGGGUCAAUGUGGAAAGGGUUUAUCAGGAGACUCAAAACCCGUAAGUCUACGCACUUUCAUUUUCAGUUCUGGAGAGAGAAAAGGAGCACCUUUUAUUACAGCUUUUCCGCCCACCUCAGUUCAGUUAAAACUUUUCCACCUACCUCCAGUUCUGUUCAAACUGGAGCAGAAAAGCUGCUCGCUUCUUGAUGUUUUGGACUAUAAUUCCUGUAGUCCUUUGUCAUAGGAAAUGCUGGUUGGGCCUGAUGAAAGUUGAAGUCCAGGAUACCUGGUUACCUUCCUCUGGCACAAAUUCAAACCUUUCCAAGACUAACAAUGGAAUCUUACGUAUGUCUACCUACAGAGGAACCUUGUUUAGGUUGUUGAAAGUUAUGAUGGUGAUGAAAAAGUAACUUUAUUACCGUUCCUUGUAUUUAUGACCUUUGUAGGUCUGUAAAACAAAGGAAAGCUGAAGUAAGCACAGGUGCAGUUUUACUUAGUGACUGCUUGGCUUAAUGACCAAGGUGCUGGUCCCAGUGGUGAUUGCUAACUGAGGACUACCUGUAUAUGCACAUAGAAUUGCAGUCUAAGGCAAGAGAUCAUCAACAUGGAAUUCCAGAUGGCUAGGAUCCCCAAAAUGAACAACAAAAAAUCAGUAUCUUACAAGACGUUAGCUUUCUCACAUGAAAUUCCAUGCAUCAAUUCUGCUUUCACAAACUCUUGUGUGAGAAUACCAGGUUGAAGUAAUUAAAAGCAGAUGAACUUUGAUGAUUUUGGGAGAUUUGAAUGAUUAUGAUUUUAAUUGGGAAAAUCUGUUUUACGUGAUUGCAUGAUGACAGUUGGGGGAAAAAAGCUGAUCUUAGAUUUAGGCUUAAUGUGUUGGCAAUAUCUGGCAGAGUUCCAGGAACGGGUAGAGUUCUGUUGCAACCCACUGGGGGAAGAAGUAGGUUGGGGCCUGGUUAGUUCUUUGAUGGGAGACAUCUGGGAAAUACCAGGAUCACAGGCCAAAUUGGGAAGUUGAAAAAGCAUCCCAGCAUGCAAUGGCAGGCCACUUCUGCAAUAUUGCCAAGAAAACUACAUAGAUGUGCCCAAGAGUUUCCCCAAGAGUCAAGCUUGACUUGAAGAAGAUCUUAUCCUUAAGGUGCUACAAGUCUCUUUGUUGUAUUUUGCUGCAGUUGGGGAUUUGAUUGCCCCCUCUGGAAGCAGUCAAACAAGCUCAGGAAUGAUUUCAGGCUGAAACUUUAGUAUCCUCUGGUCUUGUUCUGUAUGACUUAAUCAAGCAGGAUAAAUCAGGCAAGUGAAAUCCACAUAUAUUUUUUUCCAAUCAUAAACAGGUUGUGAAAUACAACAUUUUGUGGUAGAGUAUUGAGUUCUUAAAAGAUGAAAGCUUAGCUGACUGAACCAUCUGCUGGCUGCAUUCUGCAAGCCAGCAUUCUGUGUGUAACAACAGGGAGCAGGAAAAGCUGCUCAAAGUGUAGAACCUAAACGUGCGAAAGCAGAAAUAUGUCUCGGUGGUCUGACAUUGUCCUGGUGGCCUUCUGUCAGUUAGCACUUCUGUUCAAAAGUGCUGCCUCGCAAAAUUGUGAGACUGGACCAGCGGUAGCAGUGGGGGUCAAAAAAGUCAAGAUAGCUGCCAGAGUCAUGAUUGAAGCCCUACCUCUUUUUUACACGCAUCAUAACACACUUUAAAAGAGGUGAGGCUUUGGUUGCAUGGUUAUAGCAACCAUGUUGACUUUUUUUACUCCCUUGCAGACACCCCUGAAGUGGGCUGAGAUGGAAAAGGACCCCGACAAGGGGAGUGGCCUGAAACUUCUCAGAACCAUACCUGUGAGAGAUGCUGCCCAUUUACAGCAGACACCACUCUUCAAUGCAGGACUGUGUUUUUGUGUGCCUAAUUUUAUAUAGUAUCCGCCUUCAGGUUAGAUGUGUGAGUUGGAUUAACAGUAAUCCUCUUGUUGCUUUCCAAAAGUCACUUCUCUCCCCCAUCCUGUUUUUAAAGGGGCAUACUUUCCACAAGCUUUGCCAAUCCUUCUGGCUGGCAGCUUGGAACCUGGACAGCUGGAGGUGGCCUGUGACUGGCUUUUGGGAUCUAUAUUAGGCUGUACCUUAGUUUGGCUAACCAAAGGGAACAAAAUGGAGCGCAUGCUUCUGCUUCGCUUUGUCUGUUUCAAGGUGGGUAGCCUGCAGCCUUCCAGAUGUUGCUGAGUGUUCACUCACUGCAGCGUCUCUACCAGAGAGGUCAGUGUUAACUGACCAGUCCCUGGAUGGCCUCCAGUUGUCCAUGCCUUGGACUAGAUGAUCAGUGAAGCCAAAAGGGGGAGCUAAAAACGCUGGUUCUGAAGGCAUGGAGGGCCUCUUAAGCAGGCAAUGAAAUUCAAGGUUGGUGGCUAUCAGAAUGGUUUCUAGUGCCCAGGCAGAGCAGACUGCCACCCACCCUCAACGAGUCCAGUGCUUUGAUAUAUGAAGAGGGUGUUUUUGCCGAAGGUCCAAGAGCUGCUUUCCACAACCACUUUAGGGGAGGCAGGAGGGGAUGGGAAAAAUGUCUGCUGGAGAACUACUACCAGGCUAGAUGGAUAAAUGAUUUGCUAUCAGGCAGUUUCCAGUCUCUGUGACUAAAAUCUCAUAGGAACAAUUGUAAUUGGAGCUGGGUGCCUUCUGUUCUAAAGCUGUUCUGGAUUCUGUGCUGAGAAUGCUAUGUUUUAAAAAAAGAACCCCCUCCCUCCCUCCCAUCAGUUUUGCUUUUUCGGUCAUCUUCUAGUCACAAGGGAGAGGCAAAAUGCUGAGGAGGCUCUCCUUAAAAGAGAUUAAUAACAACAUUACAGUAGUGCUAUAGCUGCUCAUCUUUUAGUCUUUCCUUAUAAAACCUUUAACCAAUGAGAGAUGACAAACGUGACUUCCCCUUUUCAUCUAAAAGACUAAAGUGAUUUUUUAAAAUGUACUUAACCUCUGUUCUCAGCAUAAAGUGAUAUCUAUCACAAAAGAUCGCAGUGUGAAUAAUUUCUGCUCAGGAUAGCUGCCAGGCAUCUCUUCUUUCAGAAUAUGCCAUUCCGUUUGUCCCUCUUGCUUUCUGUCCUUGUAGUCCUUGGCCUGAGUUCUGUGCCUUUUUCCUGCCCAUGGCACUGAAUGCGUUUGUCUUUCCCCAGUCUUGGGAGUCCGCCAAGCUGGCAACCCUUUCCUGUGUGUGGAUUGUGUACAAAAUGGGACUGUUAUUCAUUCUUGUAGAAUGAAUUCCCAGUUGUAGAAUGAAUUCCCAUAUGCUUCCUCCAACUGAGCUCCCCAGGUGUAGCUGAAGUCUCAAUUCUAGUGUACACCAGAUAGGGGAAGGCUGGCAUAUAGGACAUCUAGAGCAAAGAAGAGAUGUUAUUCAUUGGUGACACAUUUCUCUGAGAAUCCUGUACUUCAAUAUUAGGCCAGUGGAGUACAACCUGUGGCCCCUCAAAAGCUGCUGCUGAAUUUUUAAUGAUGAAACAUUUGGAAGAGUAUGGAAUAUUUUUAAUUUCGAAAAUUACAUGUAGUAAUCGUGAACACAUCCAGUUCUUCAGGUACAGCCCCAGCACACCACACUAGAGGCACCUUGUCCAUGGGAGAUAAACCCUCUUCCUGCCUUCUUCGUAUGCCUGUUGAGGGUCUCCGGUUUGUGAGAAUGUGUCUGGGUUCACCUAAUAUGCUAGGCUUUAUAAUUCAGUAUGUUGCGUGAACAUGGGCAGUUGAGUUAAUUCAGCAGACCAUAGUUCAUAUUAACCAUAUGUUAAUUUGUGCAAACAGUUCUAGUCAGAAGCCCCAGGAUGUGGCUCGCAGGGGAGGAGUAGCGCAACCAAUCAUGAAAAAUGAUGGUGGGGGGAAGAAAACAAACCGGUAAGAGGGGAGCCGUUUUCCUAUUCCGGAGGCUGCGGGCGUAUUCCUGUAAGUCCUGGCUAACCCAUCAAGCUCCUUUGGCCUUCCUGUUUUACAUUUCAGCUGGGUUCACAUAAUGCACUAAAUCAUAAUACGGUUUGCUAUUUUUGUUAUGUGAAUCCAGUCUCUGCCAUUUGUAGACCAUGAAUACAUGCCACACGGUGCAAUUAAGCCAAUUAUAAUUUAUUCAGUAAACCCUGAAAAAACAAACCUUGGCUUAGCAUGAACUCAGCCCUAAUCUCAGUAGUAUCACUCCUGCUCUCCCCACUGUGCUGAGAAGGAGUCCUGUGAAAAGAAGCUGCCAGAUCCAGCUCAUGCUAAUUUUUGAUCCCUGGUGUGUUUUCACCAAGAUAGUAAGUGCUUUAGUGUCUCAGACUGCAAGCUAAAUCGUAAUAAUGGGGCUUUUUUUUUCAUAUUUUCUGCUGCUACUUUUCCCCUCUUUCCCUUCUAGAAGAGAAUUUUGAUUAUGUUUUUUUUCUAAAAUAAAAAAAAAGACUAUUGGAUAACUUCUCAUAUUUCCCCAAGUCUACUGCAGAAACAAGGGCAACUGGCAGCUUUCUGAACCCUUUUAUGCAGUCCUGUGCAGUUUUCCAGUGGGUGAUAGCCUUAGUCCCGCUUCUGUUGGUCACUCUUGCUUUGGGGUGGAAAUUAUGGGAAAAACAUUAAAAAAGCAUCCACUGUUUCUUCUGGGAAUCCAGUAUAAGAUGCCUUAUAAAUGGGAUAUCAGGAUUUAAGUUAUCUUGAGCAGGAGCAUUUUCCCCCUAAAAUCCUGCCUUUCCUUUUGCAAAGAAUAGUUUAUAUGAAGUUCCUAGGCAGGCAACCCCUUUCCUCGGCUUUCUUUUGAGCAGGGUAAGGUUGAUGAAGCUUCAGCUGUGAAACCUCUUUGUCUACCCUAAGAUAAAUGUCAGGAAGGAAAAGCACCAUUUGAUUAAAAUAUUGUACAAGAGAUAAGUAUAUUCUAUUUAAACUACAUUCAUCUGUCCAGGCCUACACCAGUCUCCCAGUACUUGGUAAUUUUUUAUUGUUACUCCUGCAUGAAGACAGGCAAAAAGAACAGAGACCUGUUAAAUCUCAGAUAACAUACUGAAUGGUCAACUGCAUUCCUCUUGAUGGGUUAUAUUAUACAGACUUUUCUGAGGGAGACAUGCCACUGUAAUUGAAUUUCUGCUGAUGUUUUGAUGUGUGUGCAAUUUCCAAUAAAAAAAUAAUUCAAU
Python bivittatus (Burmese python) is the source of this 8243-nucleotide messenger RNA. It is a transcript of the gene PGAP3, whose product is annotated as post-GPI attachment to proteins phospholipase 3. Lineage: Eukaryota; Metazoa; Chordata; Lepidosauria; Squamata; Pythonidae. The record is from RefSeq and is a predicted model, not a curated record. Gene Ontology annotation, cellular component: endoplasmic reticulum membrane. Gene Ontology annotation, biological process: GPI anchor biosynthetic process. Gene Ontology annotation, molecular function: hydrolase activity, acting on ester bonds.